UAUCUCUUUAGACAUAAGCAUGAGCUAAGGGAAAGGGACCAGCCAUUUGAAAAGAAGCUUGUGUGCCUCCAGGAUGCCUAGGAAGUGGAUUUCAGUUCUGCUGCUGCUCCAGCUGAGUUGCCACUUCAGCCCUGGGAGCUGUGGGAAGGUGCUGGUGUGGCCCACAGAAUACAGCCACUGGAUCAACAUGAAGACAAUCCUGGAUGCACUUGUGCAGAGAGGUCAUGAAGUGACUGUUCUGACAUCCUCAGCUUCGAUUCUUGUUGAUCCCAAUAAGCCAUCUGCUAUUCAAUUUGAGAUUUUUCCUACAUCUUUAACAAAAGAUAAUUUUGAGGAUCUUUUCACGCGAGUGAUCUCUAAAUGGUCAUAUAUGCCAAAAGAUACAUUUUUUACUUAUUUUUCACAUGCACAAGAUAUCUUGUGGGAAUUUUUUGAUUGUAUUCAAACGCUCUGUAAAGAAGCAGUUUUGAACAAGAAACUUAUGACCAAACUACAGGAAUCAAGGUUUGAUGUCGUUCUUGCAGAUGCUGUUGGACCCUGUGGUGAGCUGCUGGCUGAGCUACUUAAAAUACCUUUUGUGUACAGUCUCCGCUUCUCUCCUGGCUAUAACAUUGAAAAGUUCGGUGGAGGACUUCCACUCCCUCCAUCCUACGUACCUGUUGUCUUGUCAGAAUUAAGUGAUCAAAUGACAUUCAUGGAACGAGUAAAAAAUAUGAUGUACGUACUUUAUUUUGACUUCUGGUUCCAAACAUAUAAUCACAAGAAGUGGGAUCAGUUUUAUAGUGAUGUUCUAGGAAGACCCACUACAUUAUAUGAGACAAUGAAGAAAGCUGAAAUAUGGCUCAUUCGAACCUAUUGGGAUUUUGAAUUUCCUCGCCCAUUCUUACCACAUUUCGAUUUUGUUGGAGGACUCCACUGCAAGCCUGCCAAACCCCUGCCUAAGGAGAUGGAAGAGUUUGUCCAGAGCUCUGGAAAACAUGGUAUUGUUGUGUUUACUUUGGGAUCAAUGGUCAGAAACAUAUCAGAAGAAAGAGCCAAUGUGAUUGCAUCAGCCCUUGCCCAGAUUCCACAAAAGGUUCUAUGGAGAUUUGAUGGCAAGAAACCAGAUACCUUAGGGCCAAAUACUCGGCUCUAUAAGUGGAUCCCCCAGAAUGACCUUCUUGGCCAUCCAAAAACCAAAGCCUUUAUAACUCACGGUGGAACCAAUGGCAUCUAUGAGGCGAUCUACCAUGGGAUCCCUAUGGUGGGCCUCCCUAUGUUUGCGGAUCAACCUGAUAACAUUGCUCACAUGAAGACCAAGGGAGCAGCUGUCAGAAUGAACUUCAACACUAUGUCUACUUCAGAUUUACUCAAUGCAUUGAAGACAGUCAUUAAUGAUCCAUCGUGAGUACCAUAAUUUUAAUAGUAUUUAUAGAUUCUUUUGUCUGUGACAAGUACAAGUUUCAUCCCACACUGAGAAAUUAAUUUUAAAGUUAUUAACAUGAUUUAACUAAUUUAAAUCUGCUUUUAUUUUCAACCAGACAUUAACUUCAAAGUUUCUUUUAACCUGAUUGAACAGGUAAUCAAUUACUGCAACAGUUUUCUACACAAGCAUACACAAAGUUAUAUUGUUCACUACAAGGACACGUUUUUAAAAAUAUGAUAGAACCCAUAGAAUGAAGAAAUGAAGAACUGAAGAAGUUGCAUAAAGUAUUUCAAUUUAGUGCCAAACAUUUCUGAAACUAUAAAUCUUGUGGGGGUGAGGGGAAGGGGGUUCCAUGGAAAGUUCUCUACAGGGUGACCUGAUCAUAAAUUCCUAACUGUGAAGGUACUGAUGAGCAGAUAUGCUCCAGGGCUAUAACUUAUUUACUGAAAUGUUUUUACACCAGACCUGCCCAUUAUUUUUAUUUGUUUGUUUGUUUGUUUUUGUGUGGGGGGGGUUGUUUGUUUGUUUUUUGCAUCUAGCUUAAUACUCCUUUUAUUGAUAAAUACCAGAAAUAAUACCCCUCAAAAGAGGCACUACCCAGCUGGCGUCGCUCAGUGGUUGAGCAUUGACCUGUGAACCAGGAAGUCACAGUUUGGUUCCCAGUCCAAGCCACAUGCCCAGGUUGCAGUUGUGAGCUUGGUCCCCAAUGGAAGGUAUGGGGGAGACAGCUGAUCUGUAAUUCUCUCUUGUCAUUGAUAUUUCUAUCUCUCUCCCUCUCCCUUCCUCACUGAGAUCAAUAAAAAUGUAUUUU
Pipistrellus kuhlii (Kuhl's pipistrelle) is the source of this 2216-nucleotide messenger RNA. Its product is annotated as UDP-glucuronosyltransferase 2B31-like. The transcript has 5 exons. Gene Ontology annotation, molecular function: UDP-glycosyltransferase activity. The record is from RefSeq and is a predicted model, not a curated record. The coding region runs from base 74 to 1387 and encodes 437 amino acids. NCBI's taxonomy places the organism in Eukaryota, Metazoa, Chordata, Mammalia, Chiroptera, Vespertilionidae.